AUGACAACCACUGCAGCAUAUCCUGUAGAAUGGAAAGCAGGUAUAUUAAAUGUGAUACUUCAUAUUCAGUCUAAAAAAAUAAUUUCAGCAUUGCUUAUAAUAGUAAUUGAAAUAUAUUCUUUAAAUUAUCAACAGGUACCGAGUGUCAGUCAUAUUGCAAGCCAUCCGAUAGCCGUGUGCAUAUGAAUCUACGGAAAUACUGCAAGAAGGACUAUGGUAAGCAGAAAAUUAUUGCCAAAAUCUGGAAUAAUACUUUAAAGUAAAACAUGUUCAUGAAAUUACUGUAGAAGUAAUAUUAUGUGGGGUUUAGAUCCAAAAUAUGCAGAAAUCAACUAAAUUUGACAUCCAGCAAAUUAGUCACAGCUAACACCUUUGUAGGGUUUUUUUCUGGAUUGAUCCAAAGUGACCCUAGAUGCACCUUAUGUAUGUUCUGAAUGUCUCAAAGAAUUUCCACAAAAUUCCCUGAAUGUCAUCAAAAUGGUGAGCAGGAACCUGUGCCAAGGGUCAAAGACAUGAACUGUAGGCUAGAUAGAGAGAGUUAGAGGAAAGGUUAGAACUGAGAAAUCUAUUUAAGAAGCAAGUAGUUUUGAUGCUUUAAACUUUGGGUGGAGAAGGCAUAAAGGGAUUUUAUAGUGCCAGGAAAACAAAUCCGCCCACCCUCCUCCCCUGCUGGCAUCAGCCGGCAAGGGAGACCUAAUACGCAUGCGCGGCUAUAGCAGCAUUCGCAUUCAGAUUUCCCCAUAGGAUAGUAUUGUUCAAUGCUUUCCUCUGGGGAGAAUCUGACGAUGGAGGGCCUCAUGCAUAGCGUGAGGACAUCCAGUGUCAGAUAAUGGACCAAAGGUCAGUUUCAUUUCUGGAAGUCCCUCUUGUAGCCCUGCAAGGUAAUUAUUGCAGUUUCUUAGAAAUUACUAUUACAGGGUUAAGGGACAUGAUACAUUGUGCCCAGACUACUUCAAUGAGCUGAAGUGGUCUGGGUGCUUACAGUGUCCCUUUAAUUAUAAUUGUAGACUUUCCAAUAGCAUAUUUGAUAUGUAUGAUGAUGCAGCUAAGAAGAUCAAUCAGCUGAGAAAACUGUUGACUGAGUGAAAUUCCUAUACUUUAUCUUGGUUCAGAAAUUCAUGGUGCCUCCAUAAUGGAGCUAAUUGAGCUAACGUAAUCAAUUGUGAUUUUGUGUUAUAUACAAAUAAGACAAGUAAAUGUAGCAAUCUCAUGUACAUUCAUACCAAGAGUUAAUCCACCCACCACAAGCACUUCAGCUUUUAUAAGUUGUCAUGGUGGUAUGAGUUUGUAUUUGCAGCAUUUCUGCUCCAAAUGUCAAUUCUCUGCAAUAAUACCUCUGUCAGAAUUGCUAACUGUACGCUGGCAAUGGAACUAAUUAUCUUCUCCCUUUCAGGCAGAACCUGCAAUGCAAAGUGUUCAGUUUAAAUUCAACUUUAUUAUGAUUGUACUGCUGCUAAUGACGGCUGGGCAGGGUAACUCCCAAACAGUGUCUCAGACCUGCACCAUAGUCAGUGAGCAGGGGGCCAGCUUCCACACUACUCCAGGAGUUUGUUUCAAACGUACGAGGGAAGGAGCGUUUGUCACAAUAUUAAUACUGUUACGAUACCCUCAACAUGAAAUGUACAAACCGCCGUUUAGCGAAUGCUCCCCGUUCGCAAUAACCCAGGCUGCAUGUGUACCCAGUAUAAUCAUACGAACCGCAAGCAAUGGAAUGCUGUAAACUCACGAACGGGGUCCGUACGGGCACUUCACUUCACAAGCUCCAAACUCACGAAUCGCCAAUAGCAGCCGAACGCAGGUAUCUCCCAAGCGGCUAAUAAUCCCAUCCUGCAGUCUCUAGUCGUUGGUAAUAAAUCCCCCCAAUAACGAGACCAAGCUCCGCAUUGAGGGUAAAACAAGAACAGGCUUUACUGUGGGCUACCUGCCCGUAUUUAUGCAGGUCUCCCACUUGGUGGACACUCCCCUAGGGGAACAAAUAGGAGACUGUGACAACAGAUAGACAUAUGGCAGUUCAGAACCCACAGACACAAAAUAUUCCCAGCAUGCAAUAGUAAUUCCUCCCCUCUGCCCUGGAGAUAAUUGAUAAGUAAUUCAAUUAUCUCCAGGACAGAGGCAAAUCGCCAUUUUACAUUCAACACAUAAAAACACAUAAAGAUAUAUAACUUUACAUUUGUCAAAUGCUACCCAUUCGUAUCACAUAUCCCCAGAUAGCCUGGAUCUGAGUGCAUAUUAUUGGCGAAUAGCACUCAGAUCCCAUACGCAUAGUUCAAUCGCUAUGGAGUCAAAGUCUAUUACAGUUCUUCGGUAUGCGAUUGACUCCAUGGGAAGGUUAUCUGGGGUAAGUCCAUUCGUGCUUUUAAACCUCCCGAAUGGCCGGUGUUCGCACACUUCCGUCGAUUGAGAAGGGAGGUCGAUGGGUUCAGUGGUGUUCAGUUGAAUAAGUGUCCGUUUUCAGUUACAUGAAAUCAAUGCCGAACAUCGCUGGUCUUUCGCAUGGUUUAAAAUGGCCGCCGCCUCGACAUACGAACGACGACCACCCUGUAUUCGGUUUUAAUUGAGAAGUGUCUGUGGUUAACCGCAACGUUCUAAUUGGGAUCAAUAGGUUAACCAGCAGCACACUUCUCUUCUGGGUGGCCGUCCGUUCGGCAGUUUCGUUCGGAAGAAAAGUCCAUUCACUUAAACAAAGGCAUACGAAUGGGUAAAUUCAUGAAAAGGCAAAACAGACGAAUACAGCAAUCUUAGUCUAUACAGAUGGAUCUGUCACAAAUACAUAUUUAUUAGUUACUGCUAUUUGGGUUCACCGACAGAUUACUACUUGUCAAGGACAGUAAAUGGUCCAAACAUGGUCUGUUUACUAAAUGAGCAAUGAUUUGAUAUUAUUGCAUUACUGGAGUACCAGUAAAUUUUUAUCUUCAUUUCAAGUCUUUUGAACUUUUCUUACAAUAAGCAAGAAAAAUAUUUAUUUUAUGUCGGUGGUGCAUUGAAUUGUAAAUUUAUCCUAAUCAAAAGUCAAAAUGAGCUGCAGAAAAAGAAACUAUAUCUACGAAAUACCUGCAUAAUGUAAUAUCUGUGCCUACUUUUAAUUUUUAUCAUAAGUAAAUGACCUACAGAAGUGGUGUUAAUUUUAAAGUAAAGGCUAGAAAUUAACAGGCCAUGCAUUUCUUCAGUUCAAACAUCAAUUUUAAAAUGUAGACACCAAUACAAACUUGUGAUAAUAUUUAGCAUGAAAGCUAGACAGUCUUUUUCACUUUACCUUAAAGAAUGGGGCCUCCGGCUUAUGAGAUUUCUAAACUUUUUAGAUGCAAAUACAUUAAUUAGUUGGAACAACCACAUUCUUCAGCUUUUCUUAUUUAGCCUUCUACAUUUGGGUCAAUGUAAUCCCAGCACAGCUUUCUCUUGAUCCCACAAACACAGCUAGGAUAAGAUGUUUAAGGGUCAUCAUCUCAUUGGAUUAGUUAAAGCCACAGCUUUGGUAAAAUGUGGAUGAUAGGGUGGGAAGCAAAGUGUGCACUGAAAAGCAAAGUGAGUAUGAGAGAUGACCGAGACAUUUGAGUCCAAGCCCUGCUGAGUAUGGAGAAUGAUUAUGAACAACACAAAAGGAAUUAUCUAGUUAAGCCGAUUUCCUCCUGAUGAUUUCAAAGAGAAGAGGGUAAAGAUAAAAAAGAGGAAAGGCAAAACUAGAUUUACACUGGUUGGUAAUCCUUUCUUCUGCCAUGGAGGAACACGUAUUUGAAACACGUAUAACGUAUUAUUCCUUCAUUUGUAGAUUCCCAACAUAUAACAUUGUACAAAUAUUUUUUCUUUAAAAAAAUAUUUUUAUAAACGAUACAAAAUCGUUUUAGUUUAACUUUUCUUUGUUAUAUGGGUAAACAUAUUAUUACACAGGCUGUUUUAUGUCUCACUGGCUGAAAAAGUGUUAAUGCAUUUGUUAACAGGUGGUCUGCAAUGCAUUAAAAAGUAGGCCAAGGCAUUUGUAAUGAAAGAAAUGAGGGCCCUCCAGCAUCAGUCAGAAAGAAAAGAUCUGUGAUUGAUUGUCUUUAUGUCAUGACUAAUAAAACUAAACAGUCUUCAAACAAAUGAUGAUCAACCAGGCAACUGCUGAAAGUAAAGACGUGGGGGCACAGGUUAAGUGUGUGCAACCACCCAAGGUGUGUAUAUGUUAGGGCACCAACAAUAAACUUUUCACAAUUGUUUUUAUUACUGAAAAGAUUCUAAAGCUUAAAACACUCAAUGCACACAUAUAUUAAUAUCAAACACCAAACAGAAUGGAACUCAUCUCCAUGUAAACAACAUUCAUUACUAUUCAGCUGUUGAUUUGGUUAAUUCCGAGAGCGAGCGCAGAAAAGAGCUUUGAGUACCACUGGGAGAAAGGCACUAUAUCAAUACUAGUUGUUAUUAUUAUUAUUAUUAUUAUUAUUAUAAAUAAAUAUAUCUGGAAAAGCAUAAGAUAUUUUAAGACUUGUUGCAUCUCACCAUCUACUAUGGCAUUUCUUCUGAAAUUCUUGUAUUUUAUGUUUGCAUUCAAAUCUGAUUUUUGUGUUGUUAAAGGCUGUUUUUAUACAUAUAAGAAAAGCAGCACACUUUUCUCACAGCAUGUAUAUAAAAAGUUUUACAGGAAGAAAUAAUAGGUUGCUGACUUAUUUUUCACAGUUGCACAGAUGCUAAUAUUUUGUUGAAUAUUCAGUGGCACCAUUUAUUUCAAACCCAUUUCCUACAACUCAUUUCUAAGAUAGCAGGGUAUAAUAGACCACAAUGCAGUAGAAAAUAAUUACAGACUCCAAAAAUAUGCCUGAAAUUCACAAACCCUGGUCAUGUGACAUAAAUAUGCAAUAAAUCACCAUACUGGGUGAUUCCCAGUGCCCCAGGAUAGCUACCCCCCAAUAUGGAGCCCAGUGGAGCCACAUGAGAUGCCCAGCCCACCUGGGACUUCUCUUGUCUGCUCUACUUAGCCCUAUACAUGAAUAUAAAUGUGUCUUCUAUAAACUUUAGAAUAGGUUAAUCAUAUGGUAAAUGAUAGCAGCACUGGCGGAUCCCCGAGGCUCUCCCUUGGCGGCCAUUGCAGGGCUAGGGCUCCGGAUCUCGUGAGAGUGACCUGGAGCUGUGGACUAGUGUUCACUUUCACCACGGCGACCACCAGGAACUCCCCACCGGACCACCAGGGAAUCUAGCUCCCUCAGUAAAGGUAAGAUGGGAGGGGGACAUAAAGUAUAUUUCUUUUUAUUAAAUUAAAAAAAAUAUAUAUUAUAAAAAAAAGUCUCCCUGCCCUCCUCACCACACAUUCACACACUGCCCCACACACCCUACACAUUCACACACUGCCCCCCAUAUACACACACACACACACACACACACACUGCCCCCAUACACACAUUGCCCUACACAUUCACACACUGCCCCCAUACACACAUUACCCCACACACACCCUACACAUUCACACACUGCCCCCUAUACACACAUUACCCCACACACACACUACACAUUCACACACUGACCCCCAUACACACACAUUGCCCCCCAUACACACAUACACUGCCCCCCCACCCACACAUUUCCCCACACCCACAUACACUGCCCCCAUACACACAUUUCCACACACACUACCCUUAUACACACACUGCCCCACAUAAACACAUUGCCCCCACACACACACACAUAAACUGCUCCCACUACAUCCCUGUAUACAGACAGUGCCCCCCAUACACACAUUGCCCCACACACAUACACUGCCCCACGCAUACACACUGUAGCGGUUCUCCCGGUGAGUAGAGGGGCUCCCACUGCUAGAGGAUGUCCUUCUCCCGAUAAGUGAGGGCUAUUCUCAGCACUCAGCAGUCAUCCAAGUUGAAAAGCUCUUAAAGGAGCUAGUGUUAUAGCUGUAUAGCAGUUUACCACAAUAAGAGAUAAGACUCUAAAUUGAGGAUGAAGUAGAACCGUUUUAAUUAGCAGACAAGCCUUUCGUUUUCCCACAAGGUUACCACCCAGGUGGACCUUGCUGGGCACUGAAAAUACAACCUUAACAACCAAUAGCGUACAAUCACAGUUACACACUCCCAUUCAUUACUGUAAAUUCCUUUCCUCUGCUUGGGAGAUAAUUUAGUUAAUUGCUGUAUCAACUCCAUUAUCUCCAAGCAAAAAAUAUACUUUUUUACACAAUUUUUAUAACUUUAAAACUAUAUGUGCGAUUCCAAUAAAGUUACAUAGUUACAUUUUCUAAACCAGCAUAAUCAGGGAACAAACAUAUCCAAAAUUCAGACGAAUUGGUCCAGUGGUUCGGGAGUUAGCUGCAAGUCUUAUUUGACCGAUCGCAGGCACAUUUUCAUGCCCAAAGCAAUUCUACAGAUUUAGGCUGUGCGGUCGGUCUAUCUCCCUUAUCUUUCCCUUCAAAUAAAGUACCAAUUGCACGAACGGAUUCGUUUGUGCCUACUGUCAUUGGAUGCGUCCUGUUUGUGAGUUUAAGCUCCAGAAAUAGCGCUCCGUUCGUAUGGUUUUAGCUGAACGCACGGAAAGUAGAAGUUUCAGUGGUGUUCAUGGAAAGUUCAACGACCAAACAUCACUGAGCGUGUUUGGCUAAACAAAAUGGCCGUCGCCACGUGUUCGUACAGAUGAACGUCGACCACCCUGCUGAUCAAAUAGAACGUUGAGUUUUAGGGGUGUUUAUCGGGUCAGGGAGGUUAAAGGACCACUAUAGUGCCAAGAAAACAUACCCUCAGGGUCCCUCUUUCUCCAGCACCAGGCGGGGGACUCUCAUCCUUCUCUCCUCCCUCUUCUUCCGUCACCGGCUGAAUGAGCAUGCGCAGCAAGAGCCGCGCGCGCAUUCAGCCAGUCCAUAGGAAAGUCUUCUCACUGUGAAAAUCAAUGAGACAGCCACUAGAGGCUGGAUUAACUCAUAGGUAAACAUAGCAGUUUCUGUGAAACUGCUAUGUUUACAGAAAAAAGGGUUAAUCCUAGAUGGACCUGGCACCCAGACCACUUCAUUAAGCUGAAGUGGUCUGGGUGCCUAUAGUGGUCCUUUAAUGGGUGCCACACUCCUGUUCUGGGUGGUAUGUCGUUCGGGAGAAAAUUUGUGAUACAUAAGGAUCUUAGCAUAAUAACAGGUCCAUUAAUUUUAGACGAAUGGUUUAAAUGAACAGUUUUUUCCAGUUACAAAAAUCAGGGACAGAUGGUCUGUCACAUACAUAUUGCCCCCCCACAAACAUACAUUGCCCCCCAUAUACACAUACACUGCCCCCCAUACAAACCUUGCCCCCCUCAUACACACAUUGCCAUACACACACACACACAUACACUGAUUGCCCUACACACACUGCCUCCCCAUACACACAUACACUGCCCCCAUACAAACAUUGCCCCAAACACAUACACAUACACACACACACACACUGCUCUCCCCACACAUACACUGCACCCCUCACACACACACUGCACCCCUGACAUACACUGCAACCUACACACAUACACGCGCACACACACACACUGCAACCCUCACACACACCACUGCUCCUUUGCUCUACUACAGCCCAUAUCCCAGCAGACCCCAGGUAAGUUGUCAAACUGUUCUUAAACAUUUGACUACUUACUCUGGGAGUGGCUCCCGGCACUCCUGGCACCAUAACCACUACACAGAGUUAUUGUGCCUGGAUUAUUUCUUUACAUAAUCUACAAGUGCCCAUCCCGAGAUCAGGCUCUGGAUCCACCCCUGGAUAGCAGUAAUAGAACUAGAACUCCCAUGAUAUUCAGUCAGCUUGAAGGCUGACUAAACAUUAUAGGGGCUGUGAUCCUACUACAGCAUGCCAUACACCUACAAAAAAAAAAACAAUAUCACUCACUUAUGAAUACCAAUUCAAAGUUACCCCCUUUCACGGAGGGAUGUGUGUAACAAAAAGUGCUUAAACAUGAAUAAAAAUGGUUGAAAAGCAGCUCUAUACACAUAUCCUCUUUUCCAUUAAACAGUAAUAUGAAAUACAGUGUGGUAUCCUUCUCUUUUACUAUGAUGCAAAAGAUCAUAGCAAAAAGAAAACUCACAUUAGAUAAACUAGACACAGAAAUAAAUAAGGAACAAAAUUUCCUUAUUAUCCACACUAACAUAGAAGAAUACAAGAAAAUCACAGAAAAAAAUCAAUAUGUUACAGAUAAAGUGGAACAGGAGAAAAUACAAAUAAAAAAGAAAAAGUACAUGUGAGACAAAAACGAUUACAGACGCAAUGAAGUUAGAACGUUUGGUAAAAACAAUAGACUGUCAGGGUGGCGGUCCGGUGCCCGGGACCCAGACACUGUCCGGGCAGUGGUGCGAGGACCAGGACCCAGUAUACCUGAUGUUCAAAGUAGGAGUUACAGCGUGGAGGUGGAUUAGCAGGGUCUGGUGCACGGUAACCGCACGCCCCCUGGUGUUGAGCACCAGCAUUUGUGCAGCCACAUACCAGAACCCUGAUGCAGCUUAAGCUAGGAAAUAAGCAGACCUCCCAGGAGCUGAAUAGGGAGGCUCUGCAGCAAAAAUGUAUCCAGUACAGAAACAAGGAAAGACUAGAAAAGGCACCAAACAUGAAAUACAAGACAGAACUAAUAGAACCCAGAACCAGAAAAGGAUAGGAAGCUAAACCCAGAACAUGUACACAAUACAUAAGGGAAACAUUGACAUAACAUGUACAGGACUGGACAGGUCUGUACAUGGACUGGGAAUACAAACUAAAACAAGACACGAAAUGAUAGGCAAACCAAGAGGAGAAAUAACUAAGUACUAUAUAUGAAAAUCAUGGGGAUUUAGUUACAUUAUAUGAUCAUACAUUGCAUAAGCCUGCCAACAACGCCAAUGUCCCCAUAUCUGGCAGGUCCUACUCUGCCUAAUGUAUGCUAAAAGAACCAUAAGAAACACAUAUAGCACUUACCUGCAAGAAAGGACAGAAGGCUUCAGCAACUGCCUGCAGGCUCAAACUGAAACAAAAGUAAUCAUGGAAAAGGAACGGGUGUGGCAACAUAAAACAAACAUUUAAAGGAACCCUGGAGACUGGGAAUUUCCGGGACGGAAUACAGGAAUGAACCCAGAAAAACCCAGCAUAAAGUAAACCAGACAUGGAAUAGAAAACCAGAAAAAACAAGAAAAACUAAACAAGAAUUGUAAAAAGAGUACUGGAUACCAGAAGCCAUCACCAGACUUAUCCACAGCUUGGAACAGGAUGUGACAUAGACACAAUGACCAAAAUAGAUAUGACCAACAUAAGUAUAACUCUAAUAAUUCACGUCCCAUACGUAGACACCACAAACAAAGGGAAAGCCCACAAAGGGACCAUUACAAGAGGAAACCUAGUGAAAAAACAGAACCCAAGCCACUCAUAAGACCCCACCCCAGACCUUGUACACCAAAUAUGAGGACCCCUAUCCAGAUGGAAAAAAGAGCCAAAUCAGAUUAAUUCCUAAAUUCCUAAAUUUAGACAUAACCCUAGGAGAAUAUCUGACAUUUCCACUAACAACAAAUUCAAACCCCUUACAAGAACCUCAAGGGAGGAGGAUUUUUGGAGUUUGAAGAACAAAGAAAAACACAAAUUCCUCUCACGCUAAAAGUCACCAAACAAAAGGAGUAUGGAGGAAGGGGAACUAGAGGAAGAGUGGACGUACAGAGGAGAAAAGAGAGACAGACGCAACCCCUAAAGACUCAAAAAGAAAUUAGAGGAAACAGGAAUCUUUAACCUUACUUCCACCAAAUUAAACUGCGCACAAAUCAAACUACUACAAAAGGGUUUGAAAUUUGCGCCCACAAGAGAUUUGAAUAAAUUUGAUACGUACGUAGAUUUGAACAAGUUCAAACGCAGUUUAUGUCUAAAAUUUGUUUUUUCAAAAAAGCCCAAUAAUAAAUAAUUUGAUCAUAACAGAGAAAAACACACACUACAUUCAAGGAACAAUCCACCUUUUUUCCCAAAACUUUUAAUUUCAGGGGAAAUGGCCACUUACGAAAAAAUGGUGAUGGCAGACAUUAAUAAACUAAAAAAAGCUAAUCAUUACCAACAAAAUUUGAAACAAGAUGAAUAUAAGGCUCUAAGGAUAAUGGUAUCGUAAUUAAACUGACGGACAAGGGAGCGAGAAUAGUCAUUCUAGUUUGAAUACUUAAAUGUGACACAUCCAAAAAUUCCCGUAUUCUAUUACCUCCCCAAGGUCCAUAAAAACCCAGAGCUUCCACCCGGAAGACCUAUAGUUUUGGGCCUAAAUUCCAUAUCAUGCAGACUCUCAGAAUAUGUGGGCAAAUGCCUGCAGCCCAUAGUACAAUAUAUUCCCAGUUAUCUAAAGAAUACAGGAAGCAUUCUGAGACACUUGCAAACAGUUAAAUGGGAAAAAGAUUACUAUUUGUUAACACAGAUGUGAACUCUCUGUAUACCAUUAUCACACAUCAGUAGGGCUGCACAGCAGUGAGACUCUUUUUGGAGCAAUCCCAUUCGUUUGAACUAGACCAAAUUGAUUUUAUCAUGGAAGCAAUACAAUUAAUUUUAACCAGUAAUUAUUUUUGGUACUACGAUACUUUUUACCUGCAGGCGUGUAGGACGGCGAUGGGCACCAGGUUUGCACCCAGCUACGCCAAUCUGUUUAUGGUAGAUUGGGAACGCCAUUACCUACAACUUAACGAUGGCUGGGUGGAGGGCCUGGUGACCUAUUGACGUUACAUAGAUUACCUAUUUUUUAUUUGGUAAGGCACAGAGAACACAUUACAUACUUUUUUUAAGCCAGCUUAAUAAUAAUGAAUGGGGCAUUAUAUUAACUACUAAUUUUAGUAAACACACAGUCACAUUUUUAGAUCUUUAUUUUUAUAGAUGAUGAAAGGGUGAAAACUAAAACACAUUUUAAAGAUGUGGAUGUCAAUAGUUUUAUCCAUACCUCUAGUUGCCAUUUCUCCCCAUGGUUAAAUAGUGUACCCUAAUGUAUAUAGAAUAUAGAAUGCACACUAUAACAAUCUCAAGAAAACUUAGCUUUAUUAUGUACAAAAAAGUACCAGAGUGAAAACAUAUAAGAAAAAAUAAACAAAGUGACAGAAGCAAGGGCAAAUACAAUAAAAUAAUAAUAAAUUACCACAAAAAUUCUUACAAGCCUCAAGACAGAAACACGAGUCACCAAACCCCCCCCCCAACAUUUCUGCACCAACUGGCUGCCUUUAUCAAGGGUACCUGUGUUUUCACUCUGGUACUUUUUUGUACAUAAUAAAGCUAAGUUUUUUUGAGAUUGUUAUAGUGUGCAUUCUAUAUACAUUUGAAUAUUUAAAGCACUUGAGGGAGUGUUUAUAUGGUUUGCACCUGGCUGUUCUUAUAUUAUUUUAUCUCUCCAUGUGCUGUUGUUUUGAAAACAGUGUACCCAAGUCACAACUCAUUCGAAUUAAGAGAAAUUGCACGGACGAGGAAACUUUUAAGGAACAAGCGGACAAAUUAAUCACUGACCUAUUAGAUAAGGGCUAUAAAAAGGAAUAAUAAAAGACACCUACGCACAAGUCUCAACAAUACAACAAAACACUCUGUUACAAGAAAAAAUAGAACAAAAAAUGAAGGUGAAGUCAAUCUACCUAUUAUAUGUAACUACAGCCACAAUAACAGGGCAUUAAGAAAAAUUCUAAAUAAACACUGGCCCACCAUACUACAAGACCAUGCUCUGUCUCAAAUCCUACCAGAAAAACCUAAAAUAGUCUUUAGAAGGGCUGCCAAUCUAAAUAGAUUACUGGAAAAAAACAUAUUAAGAAAACAAGGGCCACUACUUUCUUAGACAAAGGAAAAGGUUUUUAUGGAUGCGUUACAUGCGUGGCAUGCAGAAACACAAACGAUAAAAAGGAGACACAUUAAGAGGUUUAAGAAUUUCAAUAACAAUGAAGAAUUCCCAAUUAAAGAACUUUUUACUUGCCACUCGAGCAAUGUAAUAUACUUAUUGGAAUGCCCCUGUGGCUUAAAAUAUGUGGGACGCACUAAACGUAACCUACACAUAAGGAUUGAAGAACAUAUCAGAAACAUCAGGAGAAAAUUUGAAGGACAUAGUGUUAUCACACCACUUUGCACUUAAACACAAUAGCAAGCCAAGAGGGCUGAAAUUCACUGGCAUACAUAAGGUUAAGGGAAAUUGGCGAGGAGGGGACACUAACAAACAUUUGGGACAGACCGAGAUGAGGUGGAUAUUCAACCUCGGGACUUUAAAAUCCUGGGGUUUGAAUAUAGUCUUUGAACUUUGCCAUUUUAUUUGAAUUCAUCUUUCACCAGUUAUUUUUAUCUGGACAUCUUUUCACAAUUCUUUUUAGGGGCUCAUUUUAAAUAAACAUAUUUUAAAUAAACAUUUUACACAUGCUAUUCUUGAACACUUUUGUUUAAUCCCCAUCCCAAUAUGUAUUAAAUUCCAAAUUUGUUGUUGAAUAAUUUAUUGAGAAUAUUACUUUGAUAAUAUUUUAUUAACAUGCAUUUAAUAUUCUAUUGGAUACACCAAAAUAUAUCCAUAAGGAUACCCAUCUCUGUACAUACCAAUCUAAAUUUAGCACUUAAUAUAACCUCUUUCAUAUUUCUCUAAAUAAGCACUAUACCUUAUGCACUUUAUGUACAAUAAGUCAGUUGAUAUAGAUAUACAUUAAGGAUAUCACAUUAAAUUUUCUUACAUAGGCAAAUAUAAGUACUAAUUAUAAUUAUCUUAUGUCCUUUUUUUUCUCUCCCCCUACAUUUUUUCCCCUGCCCAUUAUUUAUCUAUUCAUGUUUACACUCCCUUCCAUUGCCGUGUUGUGUUGGAGGGAGGAGUCCGUGAGCACAUCGGCACGCCCGAAGGGCGGGAUGAGCCGAUGUGCCUACACAUCAUCCUCUCAGGGAUGAAUCUCCUCCCACCCAGUAGAGUCCCCUCCCUCCGGCCCGGACGCAUGAGAGGUGUGUAGCAGGGUCGGAGUGUCUGGGAGUCUCUUCGGUCCAUGAUGUCACUUCCGCCAACCGCCCCGGUGAGCUCCCAGUACUUCUGCCAACCACCACUGUCCACCAAUGAAAAUUUAAGUAAAUAAAAGCACUGAAAAUUCAGCCAAUUGAAAGUAUGCACACAGUUACACACAUGAAAUAACUAUGCAUCACUGUGAUUGGACAAACUGUAUUUAGAUCACUAAAGGGGAAGGACUAAAGGACAUUAAAAAUGGAAGAUUCAGAGGACCAUCAUUACAGCUGACUGAGGAAGCUCUGAGAGUGAAACGCGUAUUGGCCAUUUUAAAGGACUAUUCCAAAGGACUUUUUAAACUUUUUUAUUUUUAUUUGCUAUUGUAUAUCAAUACAUUUGUUAUUUUACUCAAGAUAUCCUGCUCAAGUCAGGAGCCUCUAGGAAUCUCCAUACGGGCAGUUCCAUCCCUAUUUAAAUUGGCAUCAUACCUAAACACCUUAGCGCCGGGACCUAUAGGCUCAGGACCAGGUGAGCACCACAUUUACUAUUCUACACCCGUUUUCUUUAUUGCUACAGUCUGCACAUUGGUUUGUUCUCCUUUUAUGUUUUAUCUAUGAGAACUACUCCAAGCCGAAGCGGAAGGGUGGUGCUACCAAAAUAAGCACACAAGCCUAAGUACAGAGCCAGUUUUUACACACAGGCUCCUUAAAAUGUGAGUGUUCUGUCUGCAGUUUUAAAAUACCAUCUGUAAUAUAUUCUAUCUUUUGUUCUUUAUACUUUUUGGCAUGUAGUUCACACCAUACUAUUGAAUCAAGUUACGCUUGGUAAGCUUUAUAUCCGUUUGAGCACUCCACUUAUAGGUGCAGGUCUCUGUCACUUAUACCGCACUGUAUUUCAUAAUAUCACUCACUUAAUUCAAUGUUGUCAAUAGAUGUGCCUGAAAACUUUUGCUCUGAACUCGGAAUUUGACACCCUUUAAAAUAAAAAACAAUUGAAAAAAAUUUAAAAAUAUGAUAUGAUAAAGAUGAUAUCUACAUACUCCCUUAAAAUCAAUUAGAAAGAUUUCUAACUUUUCAUUUAUAAGGAUUUCUAGAAAUCUCAGAUAAGGUGCAAUUCUGAUUGGCUGCAACAGUUAAGCCAGCCUAUCAAAUCAUAAUGAUUUAAAUAAAUGUAAAGGGCCAUUGCCUUAUUAACUUAUGCUAACAAUGUAUGUCUUUUUUUUUUUUUAAUUUAUAUCCUACAGUUCUUCGUGCUCAACUGUUGUCAAUGGAACAGUCUGGAGAGUGGUGGCAAUUCACAGCCACAGUGCUGACUGUAUACAGACAGAGGAGGGUGCCCAUUCGCCGUGGUGACCAGCCUCUUUGGGUACCAGAUCAGGACUUAGCAUGUGACUGCCUAAGAAUGCAAGUUGGAAAGUCCUACUUAAUUAUUGGUAAUGAUGAAGAGUCACCUGAUCCAGCUCGUUUAAUUUUGGAUAAGAAUAGUCUGGCACUCCCAUGGCGAGAUGUUUGGGCACACAAAUUGAGACGUUUUCAGCAGCAGAACCGCCGUGGAAAAUGCAGAACUGGAUAA
Pelobates cultripes (western spadefoot toad) is the source of this 14427-nucleotide messenger RNA. The record is from the annotation of a GenBank genome assembly. NCBI's taxonomy places the organism in Eukaryota, Metazoa, Chordata, Amphibia, Anura, Pelobatidae.